GUAGGCGCAUAGACCCGUCACGACUCGCAGCGUUUAGUUUAACGCCGACCGUGCCACAGCGUCCACGUACCUCGCGGUGCGCCACACAGUUACACCAAACACACAUACAAAACUCACAAAACAAUAAUCAUUAUUAACAGUUGAUUUUUUUUUUUAUCAUUUUGGUUUCUAAUUUUCCGAACCGUGCACCAAAAGCCCGGUAGGUAAUCGCUUUAAGAAACCGUUCGCCCCAGCUGUUGUUUCUAGUCUACGAAAAACAAAACCGAUUUUUGUAAUAAAUAAUUAUUUUAUAAUUGAAAUAAUUAUUUUAUACCGUACACCGUCGUCGUCGUCGUCGUCGUCGCUGUGUUGACAGUUAGCGUUACCGUAAUAUAAAAAUAUUAUUAUAAAAUCGGAAAAAAGUCUCCGGGUCGUCGUUCGUCCUACUAGAGCCGCCGCCGAGUUGACCAACCGAAUAAAACACAAAACAACUACGCUGAUUGCUGCCACGAAAGUGAAAACGGAGUCCAAACUUAUAAAUAACAAUGAAGGUGGAAUUAGAGUCUGCUGUGAAGUUUAUUAUUUCAAUGCUACGGGCUGGACACAGAGCUAAAUUGGUUCGUAGCAAGGGAGAUAAGUUUUUCCUCGAGCCCGAAAUCGAAAUGCUCCAAAUGUCGUUGCUGUCCGUGAUGAGCCAUCAAUACAAGGGCUAUUGGUUCCCUGACUCACCUAACCGGGGCUCUGCCUACAGAUGUAUCCGCAUCAACAAAGACAAAAUGGAUCCUAUCAUCGCCAAGGCCGCCGACUCCUGUGGUUUGUCUUGCAAUUUAAUACGUUCCUAUCUACCCGAUGAACUGACCUUAUGGGUCGACCCCUCUGAAGUGUCUUACCGUAUUGGCGAGGAAGAUGGUAGUAUCUGCGUAUUAUACGAGGCUCCCAUCGAGGCACCGCAAUACAGCCCCGUCUCUACACCCCCAACAACAUUUAACCAGACUAUUGCUGUCUCUAGCGACAGUGGUUACUACUCUCCACCAGCCAAGCCGUCGAACAUGAUGACAUACGUACCGCCCACAUACGGAUCUCCUGUGCAAUUUGUGCAUUCUGCUUACCAGUCUUAUCCCACUUAUAUUUCAAGUUAAUUUAAUUUAAAUUUAAAAAAAAAAAAGAAAAAAAACGUAAUCACUAAUUCAAAAGAAAUUACAUCAUGUAAA
This is a messenger RNA of Adelges cooleyi (spruce gall adelgid), 1190 nucleotides long. Its product is annotated as protein BTG2-like. Gene Ontology annotation, cellular component: cytoplasm; nucleus. The transcript has 2 exons. Gene Ontology annotation, biological process: negative regulation of mitotic cell cycle; negative regulation of cell population proliferation. NCBI's taxonomy places the organism in Eukaryota, Metazoa, Arthropoda, Insecta, Hemiptera, Adelgidae. The record is from RefSeq and is a predicted model, not a curated record. The coding region runs from base 525 to 1118 and encodes 197 amino acids.